GAAAUUUGAAUAUUCUCUCACCUGGCUUUUUGCUUUAAAAUGAGAAGACUGCAGGUGGACUGCCAGCUGCCGAUCUCGCUGUUGACAGUAAAAGCAGAUAUGUUCCUUGCUUACUGCCAUUAGCACUGACCAUGACCCUUCACACCAAAACCUCUGGAGUUACCCUGCUGCACCAGAUUCAAGGCACUGAACUGGAGACACUGAGCAGACCUCAGCUGAAGAUUCCCCUGGAAAGAUCACUCAGCGACAUGUACGUGGAAAGCAACAAGACAGGAGUUUUUAACUACCCAGAAGGGGCCACUUAUGAUUUCGGUACUACAGCUCCAGUGUACAGCUCUACUACCCUCAGUUAUGCCCCAACUUCUGAAUCUUUUGGGUCCAGCAGUCUGGCGGGAUUUCACUCCCUGAACAAUGUCCCACCAAGCCCGGUGGUGUUCUUGCAAACGGCGCCCCAGCUCUCACCCUUCAUCCACCACCACAGCCAACAGGUACCCUACUACCUUGAAAACGAACAGGGCAGCUUUGGGAUGAGGGAAGCUGCUCCUCCAGCCUUCUACAGGCCAAACUCUGAUAACAGGCGCCACAGCAUCCGGGAGAGGAUGUCCAGUGCCAAUGAGAAAGGGAGCCUGUCCAUGGAGUCCACCAAGGAGACGCGGUACUGUGCUGUCUGCAAUGACUACGCUUCAGGCUACCAUUACGGGGUCUGGUCGUGUGAGGGCUGCAAAGCUUUCUUCAAAAGGAGUAUUCAAGGGCACAAUGACUACAUGUGUCCUGCUACUAACCAGUGCACCAUUGACAAGAACAGAAGAAAAAGUUGCCAGGCUUGCCGACUAAGAAAAUGCUACGAAGUGGGAAUGAUGAAAGGUGGAAUCCGGAAAGACCGUAGAGGUGGGCGAAUGAUGAAACAAAAACGUCAAAGAGAGGAGCAGGAUUCCAGGAAUGGGGAGGCUUCUUCUACAGAGCUACGAGCUCCCACCCUUUGGACAAGUCCGCUGGUGGUUAAACAUAACAAGAAGAACAGUCCAGCCCUGUCCCUGACGGCAGAACAGAUGGUCAGUGCCUUGCUGGAAGCUGAGCCACCCAUAGUUUAUUCUGAAUAUGACCCAAAUAGACCAUUCAAUGAAGCCUCUAUGAUGACCCUGUUGACCAACCUUGCAGACAGAGAAUUAGUGCACAUGAUCAACUGGGCAAAGAGAGUUCCAG
Messenger RNA from Pterocles gutturalis (yellow-throated sandgrouse), 1203 nucleotides. It is a transcript of the gene ESR1, whose product is annotated as estrogen receptor 1. The annotation marks the transcript as partial. The transcript has 5 exons. Lineage: Eukaryota; Metazoa; Chordata; Aves; Pterocliformes; Pteroclidae. Gene Ontology annotation, biological process: steroid hormone receptor signaling pathway; regulation of DNA-templated transcription. The record is from RefSeq and is a predicted model, not a curated record. Gene Ontology annotation, cellular component: nucleus. Gene Ontology annotation, molecular function: steroid binding; nuclear estrogen receptor activity; zinc ion binding.